GAUAAAGUACUCAUGAGGAGAUUGGCAUGGUGCAAGAUAGUCUUGGCCACAUCUUUGGUAUGGGUCCUACUGGAUGUCUUUUUAUUGCUGUACUUCAGUGAAUGCAACAAAUGUGAUGAUAAAAGAGACCGUUCUUUAUUACCAGCCUUGAGAGCUGUCAUAUCCCGAGCACAAGAAGGCCCAGGGGAAAUGGGAAAGGCAGUCCUUAUUCCUAAGGAAGAUCAAGAGAAAAUGAGGGACUUGUUCAAAAUCAACCAGUUUAAUCUCAUGGCCAGUGACAUGAUUGCAUUCAAUAGAACUCUACCAGAUGUGAGAUUGGAAGGAUGCAAGACAAAAGUCUACCAAGACAACCUUCCAGACACGAGUGUGGUCAUUGUUUUUCACAAUGAAGCCUGGAGCACACUGCUUCGCACAAUUCACAGUGUUAUCAUUCGUUCACCCAAAAGGUUACUUACAGAGAUUAUCCUAGUGGAUGAUGACAGUGAAAGAGAUUUUCUGAAGAAACCUUUAGAAAAUUAUGUGAAGAAUUUACAAGUUCCAGUGAAGAUAAUUAGGAUGGAGAAGCGAUCUGGGUUGAUUCGCGCCAGGCUCCGUGGGGCAGCUGCUUCAAAGGGCCAAGUCAUUACUUUUCUCGAUGCGCACUGUGAAUGCACUGUUGGCUGGCUUGAGCCCCUACUGGCAAGAAUAAAAGAAAGCAGAAAUGCUGUGGUUUGCCCAAUUAUAGAUGUAAUUAGUGAUGAUACGUUUGAAUACAUGGCUGGGUCGGAUAUGACAUAUGGUGGCUUUAACUGGAAAUUGAACUUCCGCUGGUAUCCUGUCCCUCAGAGAGAAAUGGACCGCAGAAAAGGGGACAGAACCAUAUCUGUUAGGACACCUACCAUGGCCGGGGGCUUGUUUUCCAUAGAUAGGGAUUAUUUUGAAGAAAUUGGAACAUAUGACGCAGGGAUGGACAUUUGGGGUGGAGAAAACCUGGAAAUGUCUUUUCGGAUAUGGCAGUGUGGUGGUUCUUUGGAAAUUAUUACUUGUUCUCAUGUUGGUCAUGUGUUCCGCAAGGCAACUCCAUACACUUUCCCUGGUGGUACCGGACAUAUUAUUAACAAGAACAAUAGACGCCUAGCAGAAGUGUGGAUGGAUGACUUCAAAGACUUCUUCUACAUUAUAUCACCAGGUGUUGUUAAAGUGGAUUAUGGAGAUGUGUCAGCUAGAAAAGGCCUGAGAGAAAGACUGAAGUGCAAAUCUUUUUCAUGGUACUUGGAAAAUAUUUAUCCUGACUCCCAAAUCCCAAGGCGUUACUACUUACUUGGUGAGAUUAGAAAUGUUGCUACAAACCAGUGCCUUGAUAAUAUGGGGCGGAAGGAAAACGAAAAAGUGGGCAUCUUCAAUUGCCAUGGCAUGGGAGGAAAUCAGGUAUUCUCCUACACAGCAGAAAAAGAGAUCAGGACAGAUGAUCUAUGUCUGGAUGUGUCUAGGCUAAAUGGUCCAAUUGUCAUGUUGAAGUGUCAUCACAUGAGAGGGAACCAACUGUGGGAAUAUGAUGUACAGAAGCACAUAUUUGUUCAUGUAGAUAGCCAAUUAUGUCUAUCAACUAGGAAGAUGGACAUUGGGAAGUAUGUUCCUGCUUUGGAGAGCUGCGCUGACAGCCCUUCGCACAUAUGGAUCCUAAGAAACUACACUCGCCAAGAAGUUUUCAGGAAUAUUUUUUACAGCCCAACUGAUUAUUUUCUUUAA
Messenger RNA from Hemiscyllium ocellatum (epaulette shark), 1728 nucleotides. It is a transcript of the gene galnt13, whose product is annotated as UDP-N-acetyl-alpha-D-galactosamine:polypeptide N-acetylgalactosaminyltransferase 13. The coding region runs from base 13 to 1728 and encodes 571 amino acids. Lineage: Eukaryota; Metazoa; Chordata; Chondrichthyes; Orectolobiformes; Hemiscylliidae. The record is from RefSeq and is a predicted model, not a curated record. Gene Ontology annotation, cellular component: Golgi apparatus. The transcript is spliced from 11 exons.